Molecule: messenger RNA, 834 nt
Organism: Durusdinium trenchii
Lineage: Eukaryota; Dinophyceae; Suessiales; Symbiodiniaceae
Source: the annotation of a GenBank genome assembly
AUGAAGAAAACCUCGCGUCGAAAGGCAGUACCAUACAACACGUAUGUGCAGCGAGAGCGUCAGCAGCGUUUUUACGAACGCCACAAGACACAUGCUCGCUUCAAGCGACUCCAGCGGCAUGAGGAGCGACAAGGACUUGGUGAGCCUGCUUUGUUGCAGCGUGUGCUCUCAGAGGGAGCAGACCAGGUGGAUGCGGACUACGAGCGGCGCCUGGAACUGACUGGUCUAGGUGCAGGCAAGCCCGUUGCGAAGGCUGAGGCCGCACCAGAAGCUGCAAAAAAACGGCGGAAGAGGCGGCGCAUUGAAGCUGCUUCCCAGCCGACAACAGAACCAGGAAGCUGGAAGCCAAAAGCAAAGGUGGCAGCAAAAGCAAAGGUACCAAGCCGUUAUCAAAGGGAACUGAAGGCAUACGAAGAGGCUCAGGCAGCCAAAGCAGCUGCUGAAAAACAACGGGAGGAGGACAAGCGGGAGCGCAACCGCAAGAAAAAGCAGACAGCUAAGGAGCGCGCUAUGACUGGAAAGCUCUUGGCUAAGAGAAACCCGAAGGGCCAGCCGUCCAUGCGAAAUCUCAUCGAGAUGGUCACAUCCAAGCUGGAAGCCACAACGGCCUCGAGCUCCACCCAAGCCAAGAGUGUACAUUCUUCGCGGGUGCAGAGUUGGAAAGAGCAAUGCAGUUCUUGGAUUUGUGGAAUCUGUCAAAUCUCCCCUUCCUGCUUCUUUCCUCAUCAACUUUUCUCAUUUGCUAAGCUCAAGAAGAAGACCGUUCUAUUUAAGAAGCAUUCAGAGAAGUGCGAAAAAAAAUUGACCAGACCAGCAUUGAACGUUUAUUUGUGA